AUGCCGGACCCUUCCCCGCGGCCGCCACUACGGCGCAGUUCUUUGGGGUCUCGCUCUUCUCGACUGUCCCUCGCGAUAUCGGCUGUGGAAGCUGGACGGCAUUCUCAUGAUUCAAGGGAUGACAGGCGCGAACAUAUACAAGAGAUUGAAGAAAUUAAACGAUAUGAAGACUUUACUACCAUAGACUGGGUCCAAGACGCCGCAAAAGCACAACUACAACGCCGAUUACAACAACGGAGUGCCGGGAACUUUAUAUCCGGCAGAGUUGGGUGGAAAAGAAGGAUAUGGGAAUCUUAUGAAGCUGGACAGGCAUGGAUUGUGGUUAGUUUGGUUGGUGCUUGUAUUGGGCUGAAUGCGGCGUUUUUGAGUAUUGUGACAGAAUGGCUGUCAGAUAUUAAGCUUGGACAUUGCCAGACGGGGUUUUACCUCAACGAAAAGUUCUGCUGUUGGGGAGAGGCUGAAGGUUGCGAAAACUGGAUACCGCACAGCUACUUUAGCGGCGUAAACUACAUAAUUUAUAUUCUAUUCUCAACAUUGUUCGCCUUGAUCAGCGCCACCCUCGUUCGCUCUUUCGCACCCUACGCUGCCGGUUCUGGUAUUUCGGAGAUAAAAUGUAUUAUCGCAGGAUUCGUCAUGAAGGGGUUUCUAGGCUUCUGGACGCUACUUAUCAAGUCUAUCGCCUUACCAUUAACAAUAGGUUCUGGGUUGAGUGUUGGGAAGGAAGGGCCUAGCGUACAUUAUGCGGUAUGCACGGGAAACGUUAUCAGUCGAUUUUUUCAAAAGUAUAAGAGAAGUGCCUCGAAAACAAGGGAGAUCCUUUCGGCUUGUGCGGCUGCUGGAGUGGCAGUUGCGUUCGGUAGUCCUAUCGGUGGGGUGCUGUUUUCGUUGGAGGAGAUGUCGUCAAAGUUUCCGUUGAAGACUAUGUGGAGGAGUUACUUUUGUGCUUUGGUGGCUACGGCGACGUUGGCGGCUAUGAACCCUUUCCGCACAGGACAAUUGGUCAUGUUCCAGGUCCAUUAUGAUCGUGACUGGCAUUUUUUUGAGAUCGUAUUUUACAUCAUCAUUGGUAUCUUUGGUGGACUGUACGGCGCCUUUGUGAUCAAGUGGAACUUGAGAGCUCAAGCGUUCCGAAAGAGGUUUUUGACAUCCUAUGCAGUCGCCGAAGCUACCUUUUUAGCAGCAGCUACGGCGUUGAUAUGCUAUCCAAACCACUUCCUGAGGAUAGACAUGACUGAGAGUAUGGAGAUUCUGUUCAGAGAGUGUGAAGGGAUGGAUUAUAACAAUCUUUGCGACCCGGACUACCGCUGGCGGAACGUCUUAUCGCUCGUUAUGGCAACCGUGCUCCGUUUAUUCUUGGUCAUCAUUUCAUACGGCUGUAAAGUUCCUGCUGGUAUUUUUGUACCUUCCAUGGCGAUUGGUGCAUCGUUUGGGCGAACGCUUGGAAUAAUAGUACAAGCGCUCUUCGAAGCAUAUCCGACGUCAAGUUUCUUCUCUAGCUGUGCGCCUGAUGUUCCCUGCAUAACACCAGGCACUUACGCCUUCCUUGGUGCCGCUGCCGCCCUUAGUGGGAUAAUGCACCUAACCGUAUCCGUUGUCGUCAUAAUGUUCGAACUCACGGGCGCGUUAACCUACAUCCUACCCACUAUGAUCGUAGUCGGGGUUACCAAGAUUGUUAGCAGUAACUUUGGAAAAGGCGGGAUCGCGGAUAGGAUGAUUUGGUUCAAUGGGUUUCCGUUUUUGGAUAAUAAAGAGGAACAUAGCUUUGGUAUUCCGGUAUCGCAGAUUAUGAGUGAGCGUGUGUCCGUUAUUCCUGCGACGGGUAUGGGGUUGAAUGAACUAGAACAUCUUUUGAAAGACCAUGAUUAUCGUGGGUUCCCAGUUGUCCAAGAUAGAUCUUCGAAUCUCUUGAUCGGAUAUAUCGGUAGAACAGAAUUAAAAUACGCAAUAGAGCGCGCAAGAAAAGAAAGAGCGCUAUCACAAAACACCCGCUGCUUCUUCACAAUCUCCACAAACCCCAGCUCUCCGACUCUCUCCCCAAUCACUGACCAGCCCCCACCACUUGCCUCCUCCUCUUCCUCCUCAAAUAGCAUAGACUUUAGUCGUUUCAUAGACGGAACACCUAUAACAGUCCACCCACGCAUGGCCCUCGAAACCGUAAUGCAGAUAUUCAAAAAGCUCGGGCCGAGGGUAAUACUCGUAGAACAAAGGGGAAGAUUAUGUGGACUAGUCACACCGAAGGAUUUGUUAAAAUACCAGUUUAAAGUCGAGAAUAGAGAACAUCCGAGGGAUGAUACUGGAGAGGCGGAGAUGCAGGAUAAAGUUUGGGCGUGGAUUGUGGGGGCUGGGGACUGGAUAUGGACUAGGGUUAAGGAGUUGAAGAUUGUGGGUGUUUUCUUUGGGAGGAGGGGUAGUAUUGGUGGUGAUAGAGGGAGGGGGAGGGGAAGAGGUGGGGAAGGGAGAGGAUAUGAAUACUCGGAGUUGAAUGAUGGAGUGGAGUUGGAAGGGGAGGUUGAUGAGGAUGGGGAUUUGGGGUCGCCGAGGCAGGAGAGGGUGAGAUGA
This is a messenger RNA of Orbilia oligospora ATCC 24927, 2559 nucleotides long. RefSeq lists its product as uncharacterized. Gene Ontology annotation, molecular function: voltage-gated chloride channel activity. The transcript has 10 exons. Gene Ontology annotation, biological process: transmembrane transport; intracellular iron ion homeostasis; intracellular copper ion homeostasis. The record is from RefSeq and is a predicted model, not a curated record. Gene Ontology annotation, cellular component: membrane; early endosome; Golgi apparatus. NCBI's taxonomy places the organism in Eukaryota, Fungi, Ascomycota, Orbiliomycetes, Orbiliales, Orbiliaceae. Bases 1 to 2559 code for a protein of 852 amino acids.